CCUCCCACUCACCCUGUCGCACGACCUGGGGGUCUUAAGCGGGUUGAAGCGCGUGGACCCGCGGUCUCAAUCAACUCAGCGGAACGCUCGCCGAUGUGCUGGGAGAAGGCGAGAAAAAGAAGAAGAAGAAGAAGAAAAAAGGUGCACUGUCUCUUUAAAUCCCCUCGGCUGCUGUGCUCUCUAUUGAUCGAGCCACCAUUUUCCAGCAGCAGUAGCGGCGGCGGCGAGGCGGCGUUGGAGAUCCCCCUUCCUGGAGACGCCAGGACCCGGGGCAGAUAUGGCCGCGAACAUGUACCGGGUCGGAGAUUACGUGUACUUUGAAAAUUCAUCAAGCAACCCCUAUUUAAUCAGAAGGAUAGAAGAACUGAAUAAGACUGCCAAUGGCAAUGUGGAAGCAAAGGUGGUGUGUUUCUACCGAAGGAGGGACAUUUCCAGUACCCUGAUUGCUUUAGCAGACAAGCAUGCAAGGGAGAUGGAAGAAGAAAUGGAAAACCCAGAAAUGGUAGAUCUUCCUGAAAAACAGAAACACCAGCUUAGGCACAGGGAAUUGUUCCUUUCACGACAGCUGGAGUCCUUACCUGCAACUCACAUUAGAGGCAAAUGCUGCGUUACGCUGCUCAAUGAGACGGAAGCUUUGAAAUCCUACUUGGAGCGGGAGGAUGCGUUUUUUUAUUCUCUCGUCUAUGACCCUCAGCAGAAGACUCUGCUUGCUGACAAAGGGGAAAUCAGAGUAGGGAAUAAAUACCAAGCAGACAUCACAGAUCUCUUAGAAGAUGGUGAAAGCGAUGGAAGAGACCAGUCCAAACUGGAAAUUAAAGUAUGGGAUCCAAACAGUCCUUUGACAGAUAAACAGAUUGACCAGUUUUUGGUAGUUGCACGAUCAGUUGGUACCUUUGCCAGAGCCCUUGACUGCAGUAGUUCCAUCAGGCAGCCAAGUUUACACAUGAGUGCUGCAGCGGCCUCUCGAGAUAUCACCCUGUUCCACGCCAUGGACACCUUACACAAAAACAGCUUUGAUAUUUCCAAGGCCAUUUCAGCACUUGUGCCCCAAGGUGGGCCAGUGCUAUGCCGGGAUGAAAUGGAGGAAUGGUCAGCAUCAGAAGCUAAUCUUUUUGAAGAAGCUUUGGAGAAGUAUGGCAAGGAUUUCACAGACAUCCAACAAGACUUUCUGCCAUGGAAAUCCUUGACGAGUAUAAUUGAAUACUACUAUAUGUGGAAGACAACAGACCGAUAUGUACAACAGAAACGACUAAAAGCUGCAGAGGCAGAAAGCAAAUUAAAACAAGUCUACAUUCCAAACUAUAACAAGCCUAACCCCAACCAGCUGAAUGUAAACAGUGUGAAGCCCGGUCUGGUCAAUGGAGCUGGAACAACAGCAGGAGUACCUCCCAGUUCAACAGGCCCUGGGUUGCCAGGCCAAAAUGCUGUAAUAGGACGUGCCUGUGAAAGCUGCUAUACCACAUACUCUUAUCAGUGGUACUCUUGGGGUCCCCCUAACAUGCAGUGCAGACUUUGUGCCUCCUGCUGGACCUACUGGAAAAAAUAUGGAGGCCUUAAAAUGCCAACGCGGUUAGAUGGGGAGAGACCAGGCCCUAAUCGCAACAACAUGAGUCCUCAUGGAUUGCCCAUGAGACACAGUGGUAGCCCAAAGUUUGCAGUGAAGACACGGCAGGCAUUCUUCCUUCAAACAACAGCACUUACUAAAGUUGCUAGACGUCUGUGCAGUGAUGUGUUCCGGCCGCGAUUCCUGGCACGGCAUCCCUACACGCCCAUCAACAGUGCUUCCCUUAAGGCAGAGUGCACUGCAAGGCUGACAGAGGUUCCCAAGAAUCUCUUACCAUUGAAACAAACUAGACGGAAACCUCUAGAGUCUGUCGUUCGUUAUUUAGAAGCACAUCCUUGUCCCAGACCAGGCCCACCCAGAAGUUCAACGAUAUCUAUGGCCAGUUUAACGCCCAUCAAAUCCAUGCCAAUACUCAACAAUGGCUCUCCCACUAUUUUGGGCAAGAGAAACUAUGAGCAGCACAACGGCAUGGACGGCAGUUUGAAGAAAUGUCUGAUGUCUGGCUGGGGACCCAAGCCCAAGGUGGUACCUCAAUGGGAAAUCCUUUCGUGCAAGCGUGUGGCUGAUUCAGUGAGAUUGUCUGCUGCACACCAAGAUGAUGAUGAUGAUGAUGAACUGGACUGAUGGCUUUGAUAACUACCUCUUCAUCAGCCAUAAGAUGAGGUUAAUAGAGCAGCGUCUUUCAUUGACUGAGACCAAGUAUGCCUCCAGGUAGCCUUACACGCUCUGUCCACCAGAACAGUCCAGUCAUGGAUCACAGCAGCCAGAGGCGAGUCAGUAAUCAUUGAGGACUGAAACCUGUCUUGCAUCAAUACGGAGAGAUAGGCCAUACGGGACAGCAGCCUUUCCCUUCCUCUUUUUAAACCUUGGAUGAUAAAUCUAAAACUGUGGAUCAGUGAUGGGACAUUAUUUGCAUUGCAAGCCCAAAGGUUGGGUGAAGGAUAUUUACUUUGUAUCAUAGGCUGCGUGCAUAUUUUUUUAAAAAAACGCACACAAAAACACAAAAAAAAAAGAAACAAACCUGCAGUGACUUUAAUUGCUUUGAAUUUGCUCACAGAUAUUUUGUCUUAUAUUUGUAAUUUUUUUUUUAAUUGAAUUGUUUUUGUGAACAGUUUUCUUUGAAAGUCUGUUUAAGUUAUUGAGAAAUGAUUAAUGGAAGAACGUUGUAUUUUAUUAUUGUUUUUUUUUUUUUUUCCUUCUUCCUAAUUUACCCAUUUGGUCUCAAACUGUGUAAUUUAAGUAUAAAACUCAUUUCUCUCGCUUUCUUGUGAAUAUAUAAAUAGAAAAGAUUCAAGAAGUUACGUUUUUCCUAAGUGGUGGCUGAAGAUAUCUUCCUGAAAUGAUGCAACAGGGAGUCGGUGUUGGAAGGUGCCAGUGUCGGGCACUCUUCUGGACUUUUUGUUUUAUUUUUUUUUCUCUCCAUUUCUUUUGUUCCUUCUGUAUUCCUUUUUUUUGUUUCUUUCAAAACUUGUGGAUGGUUACAAUUACGGUUGACCAAUAACCUGUAACUUAUCAUGCUUUAUUUUUUUAUCCCUCUUGCCCACUGAAACUGAAGUGAUACUCUGAGGUGGGGUAUGAAGGAAAUUAAGAUAUGUGCCGCCAAAUCUCAUUGAGCAGCUCGCUUUCAAGUGAAGAAAAAGGAAAAGACAAAAAAAAAAAAAGGAAACGACGGUCCUCAAAUCUGCCAUCAUGCUUCUACGGUGGGCCUGUUCCUUUACGGUAAGCACCCAUCCACUAAUUUGUAAGACUGUGUCCUUCUAAAAAAAAGAAAUCCAUGAAACCUGUGACAGUAUUGCACUGCAGCGUGUGUAACUUUGAAGUUAAGAUUCUGGGAUCAGCAUGUGCUUAACACCUGAAGUCUCCCAUUUUGUAUUUGUUUCCGCUGGUCAUUUAUUCUGUAUGUUGAAUUUCAAAGUUUGCAUACUCCUGUGUCCUCACUUCAAAGGGAUUAUUAAAUACAGGUGUUUGGUUAUUUAA
This is a messenger RNA of Erpetoichthys calabaricus (reedfish), 3541 nucleotides long. It is a transcript of the gene mta1, whose product is annotated as metastasis associated 1. The transcript is spliced from 19 exons. Gene Ontology annotation, cellular component: NuRD complex; nucleoplasm. The record is from RefSeq and is a predicted model, not a curated record. Gene Ontology annotation, molecular function: chromatin binding; histone deacetylase binding; sequence-specific DNA binding. Lineage: Eukaryota; Metazoa; Chordata; Cladistia; Polypteriformes; Polypteridae. Gene Ontology annotation, biological process: response to ionizing radiation; double-strand break repair; negative regulation of transcription by RNA polymerase II. Bases 278 to 2188 code for a protein of 636 amino acids.